GCUGAAAAAGGCCCAAGACCAAGAGCCGUAAUUGUCAACAGUUUGUAGCUGCAGUUUUCCCCCAGCCUCGGUUUUAGGUUUUAGAUUUUAGUUCAGCUCAUCGGGCGGGCCAGUCGAUCGCGGCAGUCGAGUGCGUCCGGCUGCAAAGUUGGAUGACUUCGCCGCUCCAAUGACUUUGCAUCAUCACUUGAGAAUCAUUCUCAGCCUCUGGCUCUGGCUGUUGGGAUUUGCGGUGUUGGUGGUUUUGGGACAGGAUGACAAUGGCAACUCCGUGUUCGAUAUGCUGGAGAUGUUGCGGCGCGGUCAGGAGCAAUUGGAUCUAGAGAACCUGGACGAGGGACAACCGCUGUCGGCCAAGUACGAUUUCAUAGUGGUGGGAGCUGGCACGGCGGGUUGUGCCCUGGCUGCUCGCCUCUCGGAGAAUCCCAAGUGGCGCAUACUCCUCCUGGAGGCCGGUGGUCCCGAGAACUAUGCCAUGGACAUACCCAUCGUGGCACACCUCCUGCAGUUGGGCGAAGUCAACUGGAAGUACAAGACGGAACCCUCGAACAGCUAUUGUCUGGCCAUGAACGGGAAUCGCUGCAAUUGGCCCAGGGGCAAGGUGAUGGGCGGCAGUUCGGUCCUCAACUACAUGAUGUACACGCGGGGCAAUCGCAAGGACUACGAUCGCUGGUCUCAGCUUGGCAAUCCCGGCUGGAGUUACGACGAGUUGAUGCCCUAUUUCAGGAAGUACGAGGGCAGCGUGGUGCCCGAUGCUGAGGACGCAUUUGUGGGACGUCGUGGCCCGGUGAAGAUUAGCUACACGGAGACACGCACCGAGAUCGCCGAUGCCUUUGUGCGAGCCUCCCAGGAAGCGGGUCUGCCACGUGGCGAUUACAAUGGAGCGAGGCAGCUGCGUGUUUCCUAUCUACAGGCCAAUAUAUAUAACGAAACCCGCUGGAGCUCCAAUCGGGCCUAUCUGUACCCCAUUAAGGGAAAACGCAGGAAUCUGCAGGUGCAGAAGAACGCCCUGGUCACCAAAGUGCUGAUUGAUGCGCAAAAGAAAGAGGCUUUUGGCAUUAUGGUGCAGAUAGAUGGCAAACUACAUAAGAUCCUGGCCAGAAAGGAGGUGAUCCUGUCGGCGGGGGCCAUCAAUACACCCCAAUUGCUGAUGCUCUCGGGCGUGGGCCCAGCCAAACAUCUGCGCGAGAUGGGCAUUGAGCCGCUGGCCGAUUUGGCCGUGGGCUAUAACCUCCAGGAUCACAUUGGCCCGGCCGUGAGUGUCCUGUGCAACGUGAGCUCCCUGCAAAUCGGUGAGAUGUUCAAGGUGGAGGUCAUGUCCGAAUUUCUCAAGGGACGAGGCGUACUCCGCAUUCCCGGCGGUGUGGAGGCCAUAUCCUUUUACGCCCUGGACGAUCCUCGCAAUCCCGAUGGCUGGGCCGACAUGGAGCUGUUUGUGGUGGCUGGUGGUAUGCAAACGAACUUGGCCCUACGUCUGGCAUUGGGCAUCCGAUCGGAUAUAUAUGAGAAUAUGUUCGGAGAACUAGAACGGCGGAGUGCCAACGGCUUCAUGAUAUUCCCCAUGAUCCUGCGGGCCAAAAGUCGCGGUCGCAUCAAACUAAAGAGCCGAAAUCCCACCGAGCAUCCACGAAUUUACCCCAACUACUUUUCAGAUCCGUAUGAUUUGAACAUCACGGUGCGUGGAAUCGAACAGGCAGUGAGGUUACUGGACAAGCCAGCGUUUAAGGCGAUUGGAGCAAAACUGCUGGAGAAACGCUUGCCCAAUUGCGCGAAACACAAGUGGAAGAGCAGCGCCUACUGGGCGUGCUAUGCCCGUCACUUCACCUUCACCAUUUACCACUACUCGGGCACGGCCAAGAUGGGUCCUCGGCAGGAUCCCUCGGCGGUGGUCGAUGCCCGCCUCAGGGUCCACGGAAUUGAAAAGCUCCGGGUUGUGGAUGCCAGCAUUAUGCCCCAUUUGAUCUCGGGUCAUCCCAACGGACCGGUCUACCUUAUAGCAGAAAAGGCCGCCGAUAUGAUCAAGGAGGAUCAUAACUUUCUCUAACAAUGAUAAAAAAAAAAAAGCAAAAUAACGUAGUAAAUCCGAGUAUUUAAUAAUGAAUUUAAUUAAACAACAAGGAACCAUUUAAAAUCCAAUACUUCCCACAUUAGGUAAAAUAUUUUG
Messenger RNA from Drosophila gunungcola (fruit fly), 2164 nucleotides. RefSeq names its product glucose dehydrogenase [FAD, quinone]. The transcript has a single exon. The record is from RefSeq and is a predicted model, not a curated record. Lineage: Eukaryota; Metazoa; Arthropoda; Insecta; Diptera; Drosophilidae. Bases 170 to 2044 code for a protein of 624 amino acids. Gene Ontology annotation, molecular function: oxidoreductase activity, acting on CH-OH group of donors; flavin adenine dinucleotide binding.